Molecule: messenger RNA, 1374 nt
Organism: Recurvomyces mirabilis
Lineage: Eukaryota; Fungi; Ascomycota; Dothideomycetes; Mycosphaerellales; Teratosphaeriaceae
Gene: TOS1
Product: target of Sbf
Exons: 2
Coding region: 1-1374 (457 amino acids)
Cellular component (GO): fungal-type cell wall
Source: RefSeq, a predicted model, not a curated record
AUGAAGUACAUCUUAUCCGCAACUGCGCUGCUUGCAGCCACUGUCGCCGCCGACAAGCGAGACUUGUGUGCUGAUGGAUCGACGGACGACAACAAUAACUGGUAUUGCCAGGCCGUGAAGGCGAUCACAUAUACAGGUGUUGGUGGUACUGGGUCGUACAACCGGAUCACGAGCAUGGAUCCCACGAAUGGCCAGUGUCAGAGUGCGCCGCAGUCGUAUUCUGGCAAUUUGUCGCCACUGGACGAGGAGGUAUCGAUGCACUUCCGAGGACCGAUCCAGAUCAAUCAAUUUGCUGUGUAUACGCCAUUCAGCUCUUCAAAACCGAAGCGUCACUCACCAGCACAGCGGCAUCCACAUGCUCACGCACACGCACGUCGCCAUCAGGCACGUGAGGCAAAUGCUGCAGUCGGUGACAUGGUGACAGCCACAAUCAAUGGCAUCGUGCAGACUUGGGUGAACGAGUGGAGUGGGCAGUCGACCUCCGCACCACCUGUACCUGCUGCUGCAUCGUCAGCGCCUGCAGCAGACAUUGCAUCAGACAUGCAGGCUGCAGCAUCAUCGGCAUCUUCGUCAAGCAGUGCACCCUCCUCGUCUCCGUCCUCCCUUUCAUCACCCAGUGGAAGUAUAGCUUCAUCAUCUGGCGGCUGGAGUCGACAAGCAUAUUACAACGCCUCCACUCAGACAAGCGAAGGCCUUGUGUUUCUGAACCACAAUGGCGGUUCAGGCUCCGGCACCUUCGACUACCACUUUGGCAACUCCUUGUCAUACGCAAGCGCGGACGGCAAAGGCGGAUCUUCCACAAACCAAACCCUGGCUGCUACAACGUUGCCCUCCAGCGCAGAGGUCGUGAUCAUGUCCAACCAAGAGUGUGGGGAAAGUGAUUGUGGCUACAGUCGGUCCCAGACAGUUGCCUACCACGGUUUCGGUGGGCCCAGCAAAGCCUUCUUCUUCGAGUUCCAAAUGCCAUAUACUGGUGAGAGCGCGAGCAACAUUUAUGACCCCGUGGACAUGCCCGCAGUCUGGAUGCUCAAUGCUCAGAUCCCACGGACACUGCAAUACGGCCAAGCCACAUGUUCCUGCUGGACUUCUGGCUGCGGAGAAUUCGACAUAUUUGAGGUUCUGGCACCGGGUGACAAGCGUAUGAAGAGUACGCUGCACGGCAACGUCGCUGGUGGCGACAGCGAUUACUUUGAUCGUCCUGCUGAGAAGCCGAUGAAGGCUGCUAUGGUGUUGUAUAACAACAAUAUCCAUAUCAAGCUUCUGAGCGAUGACACGGAUUUUGGAGAGGCCAUGGAUGCGGAUGUGAUCAAUGAUAUCUGUGGGUCGACGCUUCAGCAGACGAAGACUGUCUCUCUGUUCAAGUUGGGUAGCUGA